CGGCGACGUGUUUACGCGAAGGCGACAACAGCCCUGCCCUGGCCGACAACAUGAAGCCUGCAGUUCGAGAGGCAGUGUCGGCGAGAGGCUCCAUUUGACAGCGGCUCAGUACUUAGCGGAGGGGAGAGCACGGGGUGGGUGUGAAAACAGCCUGUUGUGGCGGAGCGAGGAUGGAGAAGAAGAAGAAGGAGGCGGCGGCGAAGGAUAUUCAGCUCUCAGCAGAGGUAGAACCAUUUAUACCCCAGAAGAAGGAAACUGAUAUACUUGUUCCUAUGGCUCUCCCUAAUGAUGGAAAUGGUAAUGGUGUCGAAGCUCCUCCUAUACCUAGCUACUUGAUAACUUGUUAUCCCUUUGUGCAAGAAAAUCAAUCCAAUAGGCAAUUGCCUGUAUAUAAUGGUGAUAUUCGGUGGCAGCAAGUGAAUCCAAAUUCUACAGGACCGUACCUUGCUUAUCCCAUAUUGCCAACACCACAGCCUCCUGUUUCUACAGAUUAUGCUUACUACCAGCUCAUGCCAGCACCUUGCGCACCAAUGGUGGGUUUUUAUUCUCCCUUUCCUGCACCAUACACUGCACCUUUCCAGCCAGCCACUGUGGUGAAUGCAUUGUCUGACUGCAGUGAAAGACCUGUUACUGCCGGACAAGCCUGCCAAGCUACCACUCAGAGAAGCAGAACCAGCAGAGGUCCAGUGCCGAAGGUUUUGAGAACAAACAAGCCUCUGGUGAGAAAUGUAGCUGUUCAAAAGGAAAACAAUGCCUCAGGUCCUGAAAAUAAAUCGAAGAUUGUAUUGCUGGUGGAUGCCAGUCAGCAAACAGAUUUUCCUGGGGAUGUAGCCAAUAAAACACACUCUGAGAGGGCCAGCCCCUUGCUUUGGAAAUCAAAAAUCAGGAGAAGAAGAGCAUCUCACCCUGCUGCUGAAUCUUCAAGUGAACAAGGAGCUAGUGAAGCUGACAUUGACAGUGAUAGUGGCUACUGCAGUCCCAAACACAGCCACAGUCAGACCACAUCAGCUGCUACAAGGAGUACAGAAUGCAAAGUAGACGAUUUAACAGGAAUUGCAGGAGGCCCCAGUUGGGCAAAUGUAGCUUCCCAAGCACCACAAAGGUUUGGGAUUGACAGAAUGCAGCCUUUUUCUUGUGGUCGAGGUGGCAGGCCAGUGGACCUGCGAAACUCUCAGGAUAACUCCAGAGGAAAGGUGCAAAGUUUGUCUUCUCAAAGAACGCCAAACCAUCAAAAGAAUCGAGAUUGGACUGCUGGACAGUCGUCUGAAGUGCCACAGUUUGUCAGUGGGCAUAUGGCUGGAACUGAUCAAAAACCUGAUUCUUUAUGUUUUGAGGAUGACAGCGAGUUUCCAGAAUUGAUCAUUGGAGCUGGUGUUUCCAAGAGCCAAGUUGUAGCCCACGAUAAUACUCAGAAUAAAAAUUCUGCAAUUUGUCAACUCUCUAAAAAGCAACUCGGGCUGGGUGAUCUUCCAGAAACUUCUCCAAUCAACAUAGUGCAGACACCUAUUCCAAUAACUACAGCUAUUCCAAAGCGUGCUAAAAGUCAAAGGAAAAAAGCAUUGGCUGCAGCCCUUGCUACUGCUCAGGAGUAUUCAGAGAUUAGCAUGGAGCAGAAAAAGCUCCAGGAGGCUCUGAAUAAGGCAGCAGGGAGGAAGAGUAAAGCCCCUGUACAACUAGACCUUGGUGACAUGUUAGCUGCACUAGAGAAACAACAACAAGCCAUGAAAGCAAAGCAACUGACUAAUACAAAACCUCUAUCGUACUCUGUUGGAACAAGUACACCUCUUUCUAUCAAAGACUGUGGGAACAUGAAAACUUUACACAAAAAUCAGCAGUUUAUUGGAUUUCAUAAUCCAUUGGAUUCUGGUGCCCCAAAGAUUAAGAGAGGAAAGGAAAGGGAGAUUCCAAAAGCAAAACGUCCAACGGCACUUAAAAAGAUUAUCCUGAAGGAAAGAGAAGAAAAGAAAAACAGAUUUUCAAUAGAAUCAACAAUUGUAGGAACAGAGGAACAGGGUGAUGAACAGCUGAAUUUUUCGGAGGAGCAGUCUAUAACCCAGGAAGUGGUUUCUCAGGAAGACAUUGGAUUGAGCGUUCCCAGUGACACAUCUCUGUCUCCUGCAAGCCAGAAUUCUCCAUAUAGUAUGACGCCAGUUUCACAAGGGUCUCCAGUCAGCUCAGGAGUUGGCAGUCCAAUGGCUUCUUCGACAAUCACAAAAAUUCACAGCAGGCGUUUCAGAGAAUACUGCAACCAAGUACUUAGUAAAGACAUCGAUGAAUGUGUGACUUUGUUGUUGCAAGAACUUGUCCGUUUUCAAGAACGAAUUUACCAGAAAGAUCCUAUCAAAGCCAAAAUGAAGAGAAGGCUUGUUAUGGGUUUACGUGAAGUGACAAAACAUAUGAAACUAAAAAAAAUUAAAUGUGUGAUCAUCUCUCCAAACUGUGAGAAAAUUCAGUCAAAAGGUGGACUGGAUGAAGCUUUGUACAAUGUGAUUGCCAUGGCUCGGGAGCAAGAAAUUCCUUUUGUUUUUGCUCUUGGGCGUAAAGCUCUUGGUCGAUGUGUGAAUAAACUUGUUCCUGUAAGUGUUGUGGGGAUCUUCAACUACAGUGGUGCUGAGGUAUGUUUUUGGAUUUUCAGUUGUGCCACUUAUUUUGACAUGAGCACAGAAGCUAUGCAUACCUCAGAAUUGUCAAUUCAUAAUUUCAAAAUGCCUUUUUAUUUAGAAACCAACUGGCGAAACAUGGUAGAAGCCACUGAUGCACCUGAAUGUUCUGAGAAUGAGAAACCCAUGUCAAGUGUGACCACAGGUCUGGAUAAGUCUUCAAAUUUACCAGCAGCUAUAGGCAAAGCCAACAAACCAAUCUUGGGAAUAGCCACUAGUUCUUCUGUGGGUCAGACAACUCGUGCUACAAAAUCCUCUGGUUCAGACAAGGAAGAAGGGAAAACUGACGAUAUAUUAGAAUGGGCCUCUCAGCAGAGCACUGAGACAGGAUCACUUGAUGGUAGCUGCAGGGAUAUUCUUAAUUCUUCCAUGAUCAGCACCACCAGCACUCUUGUACCAGAUAUGCUUGAGGAGGAGGAAGAUGAUGAAGAGGAGGAAGAAGAUGACAAUGCUGCUGAACCUGUUACCAUAGUGGUAACAUUUAGCAGCAGAAUUGAUGAUUGGGUAUCAGAAGCACAGAAAACACUGGAAACAUUGCAGCUCAGCAAAAACAUUGAUAGUACAGAGGAAGAUCACAAUGGGCAAAGUGACAUAGAAGAACUAGAUGUAGUGGAGCAGAUAGACGUAACUACAGAUAUUGAUGGCUCUCAGCCUGCAGAAUCAGAGAGUCAAACCUGCUAAUAAUUUUAGAUCUUGGACCAGCAGCUCUUGCUCAGAGCACAAUUUAUUUUUUAGGUAGACUCGUGGGAUUACAAAAAUCGUUUUGUCAAUUUUUGCAUUGAAACAUAAGCAACUGUUAAAAACAUUUUGUGCCCAUUUUACUUGGAACAGGUUAAUAUCUGGUUUAGUAUAGAAUUUUUCCAAGUCAGUCGUAUAAAAUAUCGGUGUGCAUAUCUGAAAGUCAUAGGUACAAGUUGCAAAUUAUUUAGAUUUUUUUCUGUCUUUAAUAUCCUCUGUUUGUUUGAUUGGUUUACUCUCUUGCAAGUCAACAUGUUUUGGCCUUCUGAUCCAAGUUACAUUGAAACUUUCCUUCAAAAUGUAAUUCAUGAAGCCUCAGUAGCUGCUGCAAUCAAAUUUCAGAGCUAAAUAUACGAAACCUUUUUGUGAGCAAUCAUUCGAGUCUACCUACGGGUUACUGUAAAUGAAACAAUAUAUCAGCAACCUCAGGAACACUUCAACACAUAUAGGAACAGUUAAUUUAAGAACUUGCUGUUUAUAACCUUGUCAUUUCAAUCUUUCGCUGAUAUAUGAUCUGAAUUAGUAAUUGUACAGAAAUGAUAAAAUUAUAUGUUAGCAAGUUUGCCUCAUCUCAAAACCUGUCCGGCGUUAACCUAAGUUGUUUGGUGUAAUUUGAAUCACAAAAUAAAUGGAUUAAUUUCUGGAUGGUUUAUGAAGAUCCUUUCAGAAUCUCUGGAGAAAAUGUAAUAAAAAAAAGUGGAGAUAAGCCAGUAGUUUUGUUUACAAGAAUUUCGGCCUCUGAAGCGGUAGUAAUUUUAUAGCAGAAUUUGAUUUAACUCACUGAAAAAGUUCUGUCUGUAUGAAAUUUAAAUAGCAAUGAUGGUGUUUUUAAGAGAUCUUCUCCUUGUACAAACUACUUCUUUUCAUCUUCAAAGUCCGAUGGUAUCCAGUUAUGUGCAAUGUCUUGAAACUAAUAAAGGUGCGUGUAACCA
Messenger RNA from Rhincodon typus (whale shark), 4330 nucleotides. It is a transcript of the gene secisbp2l, whose product is annotated as SECIS binding protein 2-like. Gene Ontology annotation, cellular component: ribonucleoprotein complex. Gene Ontology annotation, molecular function: ribonucleoprotein complex binding; mRNA 3'-UTR binding; selenocysteine insertion sequence binding. The record is from RefSeq and is a predicted model, not a curated record. Lineage: Eukaryota; Metazoa; Chordata; Chondrichthyes; Orectolobiformes; Rhincodontidae. Gene Ontology annotation, biological process: selenocysteine incorporation. The coding region runs from base 171 to 3341 and encodes 1056 amino acids. The transcript is spliced from 17 exons.